AACGGGUGCAGCUGGGGCCAGAGUUGAGGAACAAAGAAUCUUGCUGAGUCCUGCCCAGGCCCUCACCCUGGGGUCAGGGAGUUUGGAGGGUUUCCCUAGACCUGCCCUGUGCCAUGGCAGCCUACCUUCUCCCCACCUGCGCCCUCCUCCUGACCUUACUCGGCACAGCCCAAGGCAUCAGUGGCCCUGUGGUACCCAACCAGCCCUUCACCACCAUCUGGAAUGCAAACACCCAGGGAUGCCUGGAGAUGUACGGCGUGGACGUGGAUGUCAGUGUCUUUGACGUGGUGGCCAACCCAGGGCAGACCUUCCUCGGCCCGGACGUGACCAUUUUCUACAGCUCCCAGCUGGGCACCUACCCCUACUACACGGCUUCUGGGGAGCCAGUGUUCGGCGGCCUGCCCCAGAACGCCAGCCUGGACACUCACCUGGCCCGCACGUACCGGGACAUCCUGGCUGCCAUGCCUGCGUCUGACUUCUCAGGGCUAGCCGUCAUUGACUGGGAGGCCUGGCGCCCACGCUGGGCCUUCAACUGGGACGCCAAAGACAUUUACCGGCAGCGCUCACGGGAACUGGUACAGGGGCAGCACCCUGACUGGUCAGCUCCUCGUGUGGAGGCAGCAGCCCAGGACCAGUUCCAGAGGGCCGCGCAGGCCUGGAUGGCGGGCACCCUCAAACUGGGGCAGGUACUGCGGCCUCGAGGCCUCUGGGGCUUCUAUGGCUUCCCUGACUGCUACAAUUAUGACUUUCUAAGCCCCAACUACACUGGCGAGUGCCCAGCGGGUGUCCAUGCCCAGAACGACCAACUGGGGUGGCUGUGGGGCCAGAGUCGUGCCCUCUACCCCAGCAUCUACAUUCCUGCAACACUGGAGGGCACAGGGAAGGCAUGGAUGUAUGUGCGGCACCGAGUGGGUGAGGCAUUCCGUGUGGCUGUGGGUGCUGGGGACCCCGGUCUGCCGGUGCUGCCCUAUGUCCAGAUCUUCUAUGACAUGACGAACCGCUUUCUGCCGCUGGACGAGCUGGAGCACAGCCUGGGGGAGAGUGCAGCCCAGGGAGCAGCAGGAGUGGUGCUCUGGGUGAGCUGGGAGAACACGAAAACCAAGGAAUCAUGCCAGGCCAUCAAGGAGUAUGUGGACACCACACUGGGGCCCUUCAUCCUGAAUGUGACCAGUGGGGCGCGUCUCUGCAGUCAAGCCCUGUGCUCAGGCCAUGGCCGCUGUGCCCGGCACCCCAGCCAUCCUGAGGCCCUCCUCAUCCUCAACCCCACCAGCUUCUCCAUUGAACUCACGCCUGGUGGCAGGUCCCUGACCCUACGAGGUGCCCUGUCACUUCAGGAUAGAGAACAGAUGGCAGUGGAGUUCCAAUGUCACUGCUACCCUGGCUGGAGGGGAGCAAGGUGUGAGCAGCAGGGCACAUGGUGACUGGCCACACACCAGGACGCACACACCGAGCACCACCCAGUGCACUCUGGACCUGGCCAAGGCUUUCUCAAGUAUAGGCAUAGCUGCACAAGUCACGGUCACAGUCCAGAGUGCACUCAGCCGCCAUCAGGGAGUGUGUGCCUGCAUAUACACGCGUGGUUACAGACAAAGACAGUUGCAUAAGGAGAUCGAAUCUCUGUCACCUACCCAGCAGGGUCAAAAGCAUCACCUCCAGUGACACUGACUGAGCCAGUCUUUAAACUGCAGCACUGGCAAAAACUGACGUUCUCUGAGCGCCCACUCUUCACCAAGUCCUGUGCUAAGCAUUUUAAGUAGACUAAUGCAUUCGGUCCUAACGUGACGCUGUGAGGACACUGAGCAACACGCAGGGAGGGAACACCCUUUGCCAACAGUUGCACAGCCAGACAAUGGAGAAGCGAGAUUUGGACCCAGGCUGUCUGGCUCUAAAGGUAGAGAGAGCCCUUUGGCUCCUACUGUGUUGACGGUAACCAGCCCUUCACACAACCUGAAUCCGCUCAGAGGCACCAGCCCUGUAAGUAAAGUAGACAUGAUUCUUA
Molecule: messenger RNA, 1999 nt
Organism: Artibeus jamaicensis (Jamaican fruit-eating bat)
Lineage: Eukaryota; Metazoa; Chordata; Mammalia; Chiroptera; Phyllostomidae
Gene: HYAL1
Product: hyaluronidase 1
Exons: 4
Coding region: 114-1421 (435 amino acids)
Biological process (GO): hyaluronan catabolic process; carbohydrate metabolic process
Molecular function (GO): hyalurononglucosaminidase activity
Source: RefSeq, a predicted model, not a curated record